This is a messenger RNA of Sphaerodactylus townsendi, 1024 nucleotides long. It is a transcript of the gene ANKRD60, whose product is annotated as ankyrin repeat domain 60. The coding region runs from base 91 to 915 and encodes 274 amino acids. The transcript has 4 exons. The record is from RefSeq and is a predicted model, not a curated record. NCBI's taxonomy places the organism in Eukaryota, Metazoa, Chordata, Lepidosauria, Squamata, Sphaerodactylidae. Gene Ontology annotation, molecular function: protein binding.
UGAGUCGGCGCACGCAGAUUGUUCCUAUUUGAUGACAUCAUUGUUUGAUGUUAAGAGAAUCAGGGAGCAGCCACACUGCUCCUUUGAAAGAUGUCAGGCAGGAAAAAGAAGAAAGAUUUGAGCAGUUCUCCAAGCAAGGGGGGUUUUCUCACGCGCACCCUCUUCCAAAAGCAGCACUAUGGACGCUCGGGGGAUUUCGGUGACCCUAUCCGUUUUUUUGUUGUAAAACUGCAUAUAGUUGAAACUGAAGAGACUUUUUCCAUGUCUUCAUGUCACUGCGACUUGCUAAUCAGCAAUCUGAAGUCCCGGAUAGAGGUUUUCGUCGGGAUCCCUGUGAAUUUUCAGCGCCUCCAAUAUCUGGAUGAAGUGGAUCUCUCUGACAAGUCUACACUUAAAGACAAUGAUAUUGUCAGUGGUGUAACCAUCACCAUGCGCAUCUGGUCCCAAGAUGCUUGGGGCCGCCUCGUGAGGGCAGCUGUGAACGGAGAUACCCACAAGCUGCACAAUUUAGGAGCUACAAAGACCUCCUCGUUUCGUACGGCACAUUCAGACCUGCUGAAUCCAGACAAGAGGGCAGAGUGGUUAGCGCACCGAAGUUUUGUGGCCUUGUUCUUGACUGCACGCAGAGGCCUUCUGAAGGCGAUGGAAUUUCUGCUUCAAAAUGGUGCUGACCCGAGAUACCAAACUCCGCUGGGUAGAACAGCCCUUCACGCCGCUGCCGCAGGGGGCCAUCUUGCCUGCAUAAAUGUUCUUCUUACUUACAAAGCUUCCGUCACUGACGAGGACUGUGCUGGAAUUACUGCUAUGGGGAUGGCCAAAAUGUGGGGCCACAAAGAAUGUGAGCGCCACCUCUUUCAGUGCCAGUGGAAGGCUCGAAAGGCUGGCACUCGUGCCGCUGCCAAGCCAAAACCGUGAGGGAAAAUAGAAACUGGAUGCAUGCUAAUGCUGGGAAAGGGCCAGAUUCUUCAUUGAGAAGGAAUUACUUGGCCCGUGUUUCUUUCAGACAUGCACUAUUAUUGAAAUA